AGGAGACAGCUGCUUGUUUGUUGCAGUCCAGUCAGAAAGAACACUGAAACUGAAGAGUUCCUUCCCAAGAAAGAAGUAGCCAUGGGGUGGCUUGGAGGUGGCCUGCCGGUCGUCGCCAUGCUGGCUCUCAACGUCGUGGCGGCGGUGCUCGUUUCGCUCGUCAAGGUGGCCAUGGACGGCGGCCUCAACCCUCUCGUCCUCGUCACCCUGCAGCAGCUCACUGCCGCCUUGUUCCUCGGCCCGAUUGCCUACUUCAAAGAGAGGAAGUCCAGGCCAAAGCUCACACUGGAGAUCUUUGCUUAUCUCUUCGUCAGUGCUGCACUCGGGGCAGCUCUGAGGCAGUACAUGAUCUUCGUUGCUUUGAGAUACACCACGGCGACCUUCGUCACCGCCUUCUCAAAUAUCGCACCUGUUCUGACAUUCCUGCUUGCCAUCUUAACAAGGUCAGAAUCACUGAACCUGAGGACCAAGGCAGGCAUUGCGAAGCUUGUGGGAACACUGAUAUCUCUCGCGGGAGCCAUGGUGCUCACAUUCUACAAGGGCGUGCCUGUGACCCACGCCUCCGAAAUCCACUCGUCGCAGCUGCACCAUGGCGCCGGAGCAGCGACCAGCAGCAGGAACUGGACGCUGGGCACCGUCGCCAUCCUCGGCAACUGCAUCUGCCUCUCCUGCUGGUUCCUGCUCCACAGCAGGCUCGCCAAGAAGUACCCCUAUGUCUACUCCUGCAAUGCCUUCAUGUGCAUGUUCAGCUUCCUCCAGGUCGCUGUGGUCGGCCUCUGCACCCAGAGGAACGUCGCCGUCUGGACCGUCACGAGCAAAUUCCAGAUACUCACUGUCCUCUAUGCUGGUGUGGUGGGGUGUGGCUUAUCGUUCGUGUUGCUGACAUGGUGCAUCGAGAAGCGUGGUCCAGUGUUCGUCGCGGCCUUCAUUCCAGUGGUGCAGAUCAUUGUUUCAGUCAUUGACUUCACUGUCCUCCAUGAACAAUUCUUCCUUGGAAGCGUGCUGGGAUCUGUACUUGUGAUAGGUGGGCUUUAUCUUCUGCUGUGGGGCAAGAGGCAGGAGACCUUGCACCUCCCUCCAAAAGUUGCUGAACAUGAUAAAGAGCAGCAGCAGCAACAACAAGUGCAGCUCUGAAGAGUGGUGACAGACUCCCCCUUGGGAUUUUAACAAAUAAGUUCUCCACCAACUUUUUUGUCUAUUAGAGCAGCCAUGCUGUUGUACAAUUAAUCAGAGCACUAUCAUGAAGCUGUUUAGGUUUAAAUUAAUCCAAAAGAACACUAGAAUGAUCUAAACCAACACUGAGUUAAUUAGCUACAUCAGGAAUAGAUCCUAUAUGCAAUAUUUUAACUGCAGUCAUAUAAGAACUAUGUGUGUGAUUCAUGGAGAAACCGUGUAAUUCCAUG
This is a messenger RNA of Oryza brachyantha (malo sina), 1403 nucleotides long. RefSeq names its product WAT1-related protein At4g01440-like. Gene Ontology annotation, molecular function: transmembrane transporter activity. NCBI's taxonomy places the organism in Eukaryota, Viridiplantae, Streptophyta, Magnoliopsida, Poales, Poaceae. The record is from RefSeq and is a predicted model, not a curated record. Bases 82 to 1134 code for a protein of 350 amino acids. The transcript is spliced from 6 exons. Gene Ontology annotation, cellular component: plasma membrane.